CUUUUUAUGUUUUCACUACGAUCAGUCUCCUCAAGUGUGUUUCUCCCAUAGAGGAGCACGUGGAUUCGUUUUCAAUUUGUUUAUUAUAUGCUAAUGUAUUUUUCAUAUUUUUAAUUGUAAAAAGUUGCACAGCAAAAUGGUCGUAAUAGGAAAGAAGAAGUAUCAGUCUGGAGAGGGGGCCCAAUUUAUGUCAAGGAAAGCUGCUUUGAAGAAAUUGCAGCUUUCCUUGAAUGAUUUUCGUAGAUUAUGUAUAUUAAAAGGUAUAUACCCUCGAGAACCACGUAAUCGUAAAAGAGCCCAGAAAGGAGAACCUGGUAUUAAAAUAUUGUAUCACAAGAAAGAUAUUCAAUUUUUAAUGCACGAACCAAUAAUAUGGAAAUUGAGAGAUUUCAAGAUAUUCAACAGAAAAGUUGGAAGAGCAAGAGCUUUAAAAGAAUUUUCAGAAAUGAAGAGAUACCUGAGUAAUCAUCCUAAUUUGAAACUAGAUCAUAUUGUCAAAGAACGUUAUCCAACAUUUAUUGAUGCUCUCAGAGAUCUAGAUGAUUGCUUGACUCUGUGUUUCUUGUUCAGUACUUUCCCAUCUCUUAACCAUAUACCAAGAGAUCAGUCAUUAUUAUGUAGGAGACUGGCAGUUGAAUUUUUACAUGCUGUAAUUAAUGCCAAGGCUCUAAGAAAAGUGUUUGUGUCUAUCAAAGGCUAUUACUAUCAAGCUGAAAUUAAGGGUCAAACAAUAACAUGGAUAGUACCCCAUCAUUUCUGUUUUGAACCCCAAGCAAGAAUGGAUGUAGACUUCAAACUCAUGUCUAUAUUUGUAGAAUUUUAUAUCAUAAUGUUAGGUUUUGUUAAUUAUAGGCUUUAUCAUACACUCAAUUUAUAUUAUCCACCCAAACUCAGUAGUGCUGAAAAUAUUGAGAAGUCUCUUGUGGAUGAAGAUACAUAUGUAUCUGAAAGGAUAGCAGCACUAAAUGUGCCACUAGUUAAUCUAGAUCCCUCUACCCAAGUUGCAGAGGAUGAAGAAAUGGAAAUGGAUCAAUUCACAAAUGACGGUGAUGCCACGAAACUAGAAGAAGCCAGAUUAGAGGCAGAAAAAGUUAAAAAAUUGAAAACCCUGUUUAAAGGUUUGAAAGUAUUUUUAAACAGAGAAGUACCAAGAGAACCGUUAGUUUUUAUUCUGCGUUGUUUUGGUGCUGAAGUAUCUUGGGAUAAGUUGCUUUUUGUUGGAGCAACGUUUGAUGAAAGUGACGAAACGAUAACACAUCAGAUAGUGGAUAGACCUAGUAUGACUAAACAGUAUAUUUCUAGAUACUACGUGCAGCCACAGUGGGUGUUUGAUUCGGUAAAUGCCAGAGAAUUGUUACCCGUGGAAAAAUAUUUAAUGGGCUGUGUGCUUCCACCGCACCUUUCACCAUUUUCGGACAGUCGUCAAGAUCAAACAUACAUUCCACCAGAGGAACGUGCGCUUAUGGAUCCCGAGUUCAAGUUGACUGAUGAUAAAGAAGAGUCUGAAGAGGAAUCAGAAAACGAAGAAGAAGAAGAUGAGGAAAAAGAUGUGGAGGAAGAUUCAGACGAAGAAGUCGAGAUGAACGAAGAAGAUGAAAAGGAAAGUAAAUCAGAAGUUCAACAAAAGCACCAACGGGAUCGAUUGCUCAAGAAAAAGCAAAUGAAAGUAAAAACCGGAGAGUUAACAAAGGAAGAUCCAUGGGAGAAACAGCGACAAGAGCGGCAAGAAUACCGACUACGUGAACGAAUGGUUAAGAAGAAACACAAGAACUUGUACAGAAGCAUGAUGAAAGGUCGCGAGCAGAGGGCUAAAGAAGUAUGGCUUCUCCGCAAGAAGAGGCGCAUUCAUGAUGCUUCAGAGAAGCAAAAACGCAAAGAAGAACGCAAACAGAAGAAAGCUAAAUCUGCGGAAUAAAUGUGAACAAAAAAAAA
Messenger RNA from Osmia lignaria (orchard mason bee), 1932 nucleotides. RefSeq names its product pescadillo homolog. Gene Ontology annotation, cellular component: PeBoW complex; nucleolus. Gene Ontology annotation, molecular function: RNA binding. Gene Ontology annotation, biological process: ribosome biogenesis; maturation of LSU-rRNA from tricistronic rRNA transcript (SSU-rRNA, 5.8S rRNA, LSU-rRNA). NCBI's taxonomy places the organism in Eukaryota, Metazoa, Arthropoda, Insecta, Hymenoptera, Megachilidae. The record is from RefSeq and is a predicted model, not a curated record.